AUGUCUUCUACCUCUCCAGCUGGUAAGCGCAAACGAAGCGCCUCACAUCUCCCUAUCCCUCAACCUACCACCGACAUUCAACCCUCUUCACGCGACGCGUCCGGCGAAGAAGGCGAAGACUCAACCGGUCCAUCCAAUGCGCUCCCUAAAUCCAAGAAGCAUGAUGUUACUCCUCACAAACGCGCCCGCAAAAGCUCUGGAGAUGACUCGGCUGUGACGAAUGGCGUCGCUGAUGCCAUGAACAAGGAGGAUCCCCGGGGAACCCUCGGAGACUACCUUGGCUUCGAUUCUAUGCCUCCGCCGCAACGUGGUGUCUUGCAGGACCCCGUUGGAUAUAAGACGAACCCGCCGCCGGUGGGUAGGCCGGUUCGUGUUUAUGCGGAUGGUGUCUUUGAUCUGUUUCAUCUUGGUCAUAUGAGACAGCUUGAACAGGCUAAGAACGCCUUCCCCGAUACCUACCUCAUUGUUGGAGUCACCGGUGACGAGGAAACACACCUCCGUAAGGGUCUUACUGUCCUGAGCGGUGCCGAGCGAGCCGAGACCAUCCGGCACUGCAAGUGGGUGGAUGAGGUUAUCCCCAACUGUCCCUGGGUAGUGACUCCGGAUUUCCUGUCGGAGCACCAGAUCGACUAUGUUGCCCACGACGAUCUACCAUACCAGGCUGCGGAGGGUGAUGAUAUUUACGAGCCUAUUAAGGCUCAGGGCAAGUUCCUGGUUACCCAGCGAACGGAGGGAGUCAGCACGACUGGCAUUAUCACUCGCAUCGUCCGUGAUUACGAUCAAUACAUCUCCCGCCAAUUCAAACGCGGCGCAUCCCGCCAGGAACUCAACGUCAGUUGGUUAAAGAAGAACGAGUUGGAAAUCAAGCGUCAUGUCGUGGAACUCCGCGACAACAUCAAAAACAACUGGACCAUGACCGGUCAGGAACUUGGUCGCGAACUGCGCCAAAUCUGGCAGAACUCUCGACCUAGUUCCCCAGCCCCGAGUACCCGGAACAGCGUGGACUACGGUAGUGCCCGUGGACCUCUUGCUAGUCCGACUGGUGGGGCUAAAUCACAUCUGUCGAGGGUGGAGGCAUUGAACCGUCCCGAUAGUCCUAUGGGUGGUGCGCGCAAUGAAGACUUUGCGACUGGCUACAGCCUAGGAUUGAUCGGGGGGAGUUCGAGCAUGGUACAGAUGAUGCGUAGUCGUCAAUCCCUUCAGGAACCUCCUAGCCAGAUGCACUCACCCACAGAAGAGGAAGAACCUGGUUCGGAACAGAACGGGUUCGAAGAAGAGCCUCGUGGACGUGUCAAGGCUUAG
Penicillium malachiteum is the source of this 1302-nucleotide messenger RNA. RefSeq names its product choline-phosphate cytidylyltransferase. NCBI's taxonomy places the organism in Eukaryota, Fungi, Ascomycota, Eurotiomycetes, Eurotiales, Aspergillaceae. Gene Ontology annotation, biological process: CDP-choline pathway. Bases 1 to 1302 code for a protein of 433 amino acids. The record is from RefSeq and is a predicted model, not a curated record. The transcript has 5 exons. Gene Ontology annotation, molecular function: choline-phosphate cytidylyltransferase activity; phosphatidylcholine binding. Gene Ontology annotation, cellular component: nuclear envelope.